This is a messenger RNA of Passer montanus (Eurasian tree sparrow), 3512 nucleotides long. It is a transcript of the gene SP2, whose product is annotated as Sp2 transcription factor. Gene Ontology annotation, biological process: regulation of transcription by RNA polymerase II. The record is from RefSeq and is a predicted model, not a curated record. Gene Ontology annotation, molecular function: RNA polymerase II cis-regulatory region sequence-specific DNA binding; DNA-binding transcription factor activity, RNA polymerase II-specific. The transcript is spliced from 7 exons. Lineage: Eukaryota; Metazoa; Chordata; Aves; Passeriformes; Passeridae. The coding region runs from base 984 to 2735 and encodes 583 amino acids.
CCCCGGGGGUCGCCGCCUCAGCCCGGCCCGGGGGUGGCGGGGGCGCCUCGGGGGUCCCGGGGAUGCUCGGGGGUCCCUGAUGGGAUUCGGGCUGGUUCCCAGAUUUCCCUGUGGGAUUCGGGAUGGUUCCCAGAUUUCCCUGUGGGAUUCAUUCCCCUGAUAGGAUUUGGGCUGUUUUUCCUGGUGGGAUUCAUUCCCCUGGUGGGAUUCAGGAUGCUUCCCAAAUUUCCUUGUGGGAUUCAUUCCCCUGGUGGGAUUUGGGGUGGUUCCCAGAUUUCCCUGGUGGGAUUUGGGGUGGUUCCCAGAUUUUGGGGGCUCUGCUUCACCACGAGUGGGAAACACACAGAGGGAUCACACUGGGCAUCAAUAUCCCGAUUUAUUUUUCUGGGAAAAUGGGAUUUCUCCAGGGAGAAUGGGAUUUCUUUAGGGAAAAGGGGGUUUUUCCAGGGAUUUCUCCAGAAGAAUGGGAUCUCCCUGGCUGGGGUCUGCCUCCUCCCAGGCCGGAUUCGCAGCUGGGGCUGUUGAUCCUCAGCUCUGCCCUAAAUUCCGAUGGAGGGGAGGGAACAGCCACUCAAAAUCCCUGAAAAACGGGAAUAUUUCAGGCAGGGAAUGGGAAGAUUUGGGGCUCUAAGGAAGAAGAUUUCAGGCUGGGAAUGGAAAGAUUUUUGGGUGGAACUGGGAGGAUUUCAGGCUGUGAACAAGAAGAUUUCAGGCUGGGAAUGGGAAGAUUCGGGGCUGGGAAUGGGAAGAUUUGGGGCUGGGAAGAUCUUGCUCGGAAGUGGGCAGAUUUUGGCUCUCUGGGCACACCUGCUUUGAAGCUGGGCCCUGCCGGUUUUGGGGAGCUGCUCCUUGCAGCCAAGGCUGUGCUGGAAUUCAGCAAAACCAGGGAAACGCAGGAAUGCUCCUUGGGACCCAAACAGAGCCAAACCCCGGGGAGGAGGUGACGCGGGGGGCAGCCCCACGGCGUGAGCUGCAGGGACAGCAUGGCUGCCACCGCUGCCGUCAGCCCCAGCGAGUACCUGCAGCCCGCCGCCUCCGCCGCCCAGGACUCGCAGCCCUCUCCCCUGGCCCUGCUGGCAGCCACAUGCAGCAAGAUCGGCCCCCCGGCCGUGGAGGCCGCGGCCGCGCCGCCGGCGCCGCCCCAGCCCGCGCCCCGCAAGCUGGUGCCCAUCAAACCCGCCCCGCUGCCCCUGGGCGCGGCCAAGGGCGGCAUCGGCAUCCUGUCCUCCAAGGGGAACCUCUUCCAGAUCCAGGGCUCCCAGGUGGGCGCCUCCUACCCCGGGGGGCAGCUGGUUUUCGCCAUCCAGAACGCGGCCGUGCUCAACAAAGGCUCGCGCUCCUCUUCCUCCUCCUCCUCCUCGUCCUCCUCUUCCUCCUCCAACAUCCAGUACCAGGCGGUGCCGCAGCUGCAGCCCGGCGGGGCUCAGACCAUCCAGGUGCAGCCUAACCAGAUCCAGAUCAUCCCAGGCACCAACCAGGCCAUCCUCACGCCCUCCUCUUCCUCGCACAAGCCCGUGCCCAUCAAGCCGGCCCCGGCGCAGAAGGCGGCGUCGGGCGGCGUGGUCAAACUGCCCGGGGGUGGCAACGUCACCCUGACCCUGCCCCUCAACAACCUGGUGAGCCCCGAGGCUGGGCAGGCCCAGCUGCUCACGGACAGCCCCUCCAAAGCCGGCAAAAAGGCUCGCAGGAAGGCCGCGUCCCCCGGGCAGCCCGCCGCCGUGGCCGUGGCCGAGCAGGUGGAGACGGUGCUGAUCGAGACCACGGCCGAGAACAUCAUCCAGGCUGGCAGCAACCUGCUGAUCGUGCAGAGCCCCGCCGCGGGGCAGCCCGCCGUGCUGCAGCAGCUGCAGGUGGUGCAGCCCAAGCAGGAGUCGCAGGUGGUGCAGAUCCCGCAGCAGGCGCUGCGCGUGGUGCAGGCGGCCUCAGCCACGCUGCCCACCGUGCCCCAGAAACCCUCCCAGAACUUCCAGAUCCAGGCGGCCGAGCCCACCCCCACCCAGGUUUACUUCAAGACGCCGUCCGGCGAGCUGCAGACCGUGCUGCUGCAGGAGGCCUCGUCGCUGGCGCCGGGCUCCUGCGGCGGCGCCGGGCCCGGCCGCAGGGCGGCCCCGCGCAAGGAGCGGCCGCUGCCCAAGAUCGCCCCGGCCGGCGGCGUCCUGAGCCUGAGCGCGGCGCAGCUGGCCGCGGCCGCCCAGGCCAUGCAGACCAUCAGCAUCAACGGCGUGCAGGUGCAGGGCGUGCCCGUCACCAUCACCAGCAGCGCAGGCCAGCAGCAGCUGACGGUGCAGAACGUGUCCGGCAACAACGUGACCAUCAGCGGGCUGAGCCCCACCCAGAUCCAGCUGCAGAUGGAGCAGGCGCUGGCCGGGGACAUCCAGCCGGGCGAGAAGAGCAGGAGGAUGGCCUGCACCUGCCCCAACUGCAAGGACGGCGACAAGCGGCCGGGCGACCCCGGGAAGAAGAAGCACAUCUGCCACAUCCCCGAGUGCGGGCGGACGUUCCGCAAGACGUCGCUGCUGCGGGCGCACGUGCGGCUGCACACGGGCGAGCGGCCCUUCGUCUGCAACUGGGUGUUCUGCGGCAAGCGCUUCACGCGCUCCGACGAGCUGCAGCGGCACGCGCGCACGCACACAGGUGACAAACGCUUCGAGUGCGCGCAGUGCCAGAAACGCUUCAUGCGCUCCGACCACCUGACCAAGCACUACAAGACACACCUGGUCACCAAGAACCUGUAGGGUGGGGACAGGGGGCAGCCCCGCCCUGGCCCCACAGCCCUGACCCCACAGCACUCCGGGCAGGGACCCUGGGGGUGUCCCUGGGGCCUCGGGGUCACCCAGAGCCUCCCUGGGACCCCCACAGGCUCAGGGGGUGCCUCAGCCCCUCCCGAUGACCCCACAGGCCCAGGGGUGACCCCACAGGUUCAGGGGGUGACCCCACAGGCCCAGGGGUGACCCCACAGGCUCAGGGGGUGACCCAGAGCCUCCCGUGUAACCCAGAGCCCCCCUGGGACCCCACAGGUUCAGGGGGUCACUCAGAGCUCCCCCAAACUCACAGCGUGUCCCCGAGUAGCCCCAGAGCCCCCCCAGCCCUGUGGGGCGACUCAGAGCCCCCCCUGUGGCCCCCAGAGCCGGGGGGUGCCCCCGAAGCCCCCCGGGUGCCCCCGAAGCCCCCCAGCCCCCCGGGGGCUGCACAGCACAUUCCUCCUCUGUAUUUAAAGCCCCAGCUCCGGGCCCUGCCCCGAGCUCCCUUUUCUACGAAGGCUGCCUUACACUCCCUGUGGAUCAUGAGUGCUUUUCUAAUCUAUUUAAUCCCCUGGGUUUUCUCCCAAAACUCCCUUUUCCCCUCCUCAUGGCCAAUUCCUCCCUCCCAGUUUUUAUUUCCACGCAAUGUUGGCAUUUCCCCUUUUUUUUUUUUAAUUUUAUUUGCAUUUUUGGGACUCCAGCCCUUUUUUUUUUUCCUUUUUCCUUCCCCCUUUUUUUAUUUUCCCCCCUUUUUCCUUCCUUAUUUUUUAU